Messenger RNA from Blepharisma stoltei, 4209 nucleotides. NCBI's taxonomy places the organism in Eukaryota, Ciliophora, Heterotrichea, Heterotrichida, Blepharismidae. The record is from the annotation of a GenBank genome assembly.
AUGAAAAUUCGAACAAUUAAACGGCCUCACUCCAAGAAUUCUUCAGCUUCUACAGCUGAUCUAUACACCCUAAUGGACUUUAUGAGAAGCAACCCUGUCUCUGUGGUAUCAAACGAGGCCUCAUGCAAAUCUGCUAGAAUUAUUAUGAGAAACCAUUCAGAAGGGAAAUUUUGUGAGACAACGCCAAAUAGCCAAGCGGCGAAUAGAAAACUUCUAAAAGAAAGGGCAAAGACCACGAGAAUUAGCACGCCUAUGUUGGAAACUCCGAGAGUAAAGAAAAGUGAUGAGAAGUUCAGGGAGCUUUUAGAAACUUUAGGACAUGAGCCCGAAAAGCCUGGGAUAAAUCUACCACUUGAUUUGAAACAAUUAGAUAAAUUUUUGAGAAAAGAAAAAACAAAUGGAGAUAUAGUUGAAAAUAAUGAAUAUUUUGAAUUAGGACAGCCUACAAGCAGAAGAGACGCUGAAAACAUUGGUGAAUGGCUUGAUUUAAUGCUCACAAAAGCGCUGGAAGAAAUUAAAGACGAUCCUGAAAAAUUAUUUGAAAAUACAAACGAAAUUUAUACUAUAGGCUUAAAUGAAAUUAUAAGGCAGGUAAGUGUUCAAUGCAAAGAAAGAGGAAUUUUAUUGAGAAAAAUAUGAGAUGCCUAUCAAAAACUAUUUGAAAAUGCUAUAAGCAUGAUGAAAUUAAGACUUGAACAGACAAAAUCACAAAAUUCAACUGACAAAAUUAAUUAUCUAAAUAAACAUAAAGAAGAAUUAAAACAAUUAGAAGCCAAGCUGAAAGACCUUGACCUGAGUAAAGCAAGUUUGGUAGAAGAAAUAUCAGCAAAAGAUGAAAAUAUAAAUCUACUGAAGCUAAAAGAGCAGCAAAUAACAGAAAGAUAUGGGAUAAUUCAAGAGAGAUACAAAGCUCUUAAAAAGGAAAUUUUGACUAUAAAAGAAGAUAUACAUAAAAUGCGAUAAAGUGCGCCGUACCUCCUGACUCAAUUUUCUCAACCUAAUGGCAAUGGAGAAGCAAGUCCAGAAUCUAGGCUGGAGUGGGUUAUGCAUAUCCGAGUAAGGUUUGGCUUAGUUUCUGUGGCUGGAUUUGGAGAUAGUUGUUUAUGCCUUAGGGAUCCUAGGUCAAACUCCUUCCAGGGACCGAAAUAAAUCAUUGAGCCUCAGAAAUUAAUUUGUUUUCCCAGCUACUGAAAGAGGUGCUUUGAAAUCCAAUGGGCUCCAAGUCUUUACUUGAAUCAAGCUACUUCUCCAAGAGAUCAAGGCAAGACUACAAAAAAUCAUAAUCUGGCAUUUAGAACAGGAGAAGCCGAUAUAUCUCUCCGGCUGCAAGGAGAGCUCUUGAGACCCUGAAUCUAUCUGUGCAUGGUAUCAUUACCUACAGGAGGUGAAGAUAGUGCAUUGCAGUCUUCCAACAAAUCGCUAAUAGUAGAUGAAGAUGGUGAAUUGCAAAUUAUCGGCCAAUCAUUGGAACCAAGCUCACAGACGCUCUUAAUGGUGUCAAGCGGAUAAAAGUUGGGCAGAUCCUUAGUGACUGCGUUAACACUAAUGCGAGGAUUUAAGAUUAAGAUUAAUUUUAAGACUAUAAAAGAAGAAAAUCGAAUUCUAAAAAUCAAAGUUGAAAACUCUGGCUUUCAAUUUGAAGAUGAUGGAAAAGGUGGCCUUAUCAUGCGCAAAAAGGUCAGAAAGCGGUUUAUUCCGAAAAAUGAUUCCCAAAUUGAGACUACUUUAAAUAAAGACCCUGUUUUAUUUAACAUAAAAUACAUUAAGCCUACCGAUACGACUGAUGUUUUUGUUAAAAAAAUUGAAAUGCAUGAAAAAAAAAUCGAAUAUAAAUUUAAGGUUGAUGAUUUUCAAGAUAAAUCCACAGAAAUGCCUCAAAAAACUUUUUCAGACAAAUCAAUUAAUACAAAUAUAGAAGAUCUAUGUGGAGAGUCUAUUGGAGUUAAAAAAAGAAGGUCACGAGCUAUGACAAUAUCUGAUACAAAUGCCUAUUCCCCAGAACCUAUCAGAUCUCCUUUAGCUGACUUGGAAUCAUUUUUUUCAAAAAUUGAAAAAGAGGAAGACGAUAUUUUAGUAAUUAUUGGAAAAGAUGAUAAAGAUGAGGUUGCGGAGAUGAAGAGAAAGCAUAAUCACAUUAAAAAGCUUAUAAAUUCUAUCAGAGAAAACGUGUACGAAGAACUAACAUAUGAAAACAUGCCCCAUUCCAAAGUUCUUAAUUUAUUAUAUAGCAGCAUCAACCAAAUUCUCAAAUUCCUCAUCAAACAUCCGUUAGAAAAAAUUGAUGAUGAAUCACUAAAAGAAGAAAUUGUGGAAGAUGAUUCUCCUUUGAAAAAGAAACAAAAAUUAAUUCAAUCCGUAAUUAAUGUAGAAGAAGAAUCCAAAGCCAGUAAAACACUCAUGAACGAUGGCUUAACAAUAAUAGGGAAAAUCAUGGCAACUCCAGUGCACAAGCUGAAAAAUGUAAUGUUUAAGAAAAAUGUUCUGAAACUAAUCGCCCAUUUCUAUCAGGAGCAUGCUAAAGAGAAUGAGCUUAAUAGGGGCGAGCAUUUUGGUCUUUACGUCUAUGAUUUACUUACUCCCCCUGUAAGCGAACAAAACUAUUGGAAAAAUCCCUAAUUUUUGGGAGCGAUAUUUCUGUGAAAUUUGCAUUUAAAACAUAAAUUUAGCAAAUUAAAUUAAUUUUUAAUUCCGGUUUGAGACAUUUUAAAUUCGAAAAGUAUAAAUUUAUAUAUAAAUUUGAAAAAAAGUUAAUCCUCUUCCAUAAGCGAGCAAAAAUUUUGUUCGCUCACAAAGGGGAGUUAUGAAAAAAUUUAUUAUGAAAAAGGCUGCAGAAAAUAGAUUCAAUAAUCUCUUAGCAAGCUGCAUGAAGUACAAAAAUGUCCACAAAAUCAAGCUCUUCGGCAGGUUUCUAGGACUUUAUGAUGCGCUUGACACAGAAGACUUAAAUUUCUAUAUAGAUUGCCUAGAAUUUUUAAAUAAUUCUUUAUCAGGCAAAGCAAAUUUUGACAUUGAGGCUGAAUAUCAGUUCGUGCCAUAUAUAAGAUGCGUGGAAUGCAUAAAGCACUUUGAAAAAUUGCUACCGAAAAAUGAAAUAAAUACCGUGAAAGAGUACCUAGAAACAAUUAAACUGCAAGAUAAAGUCAAUAAAGGAGGAAUUGUAGACUGUGAAUUGUUUUUGGAGAAAAUGGUAUCAGCUUUUCAUAGCUAUAAGCUGGAGCAUAUGAAUUUUAUGAGAUGCAUCUAUGAAGCAGCUGAUUUAAAUGAGGAUGGGUUUUUACAACAGCAAGAAUUUGAGUUAUUGCUUAGAUAUCCUGCCUUUAACUAUAUUAAAACUCUUUUCUGCAGCCUUGAUAUCCUUAUUUAAGCUAAUAUACUAAUAUUUAAUGCAUAAAAUUGAGGAAUUAAACUACUUCAUAAUAUUUAUCAGUGCUUAAUUAUUCCCCUCAUCUUGCAGCCCAGCUCUUUGAUGCUUUUAGUGAAACUUUUACGUCUGAAGACGAAGCAGGCGUCAAAGCCAUUUCUUUUGUAAAUCUUUGCCAAAUGAAUUCAAAGCACCAAAUUUUCACUUUUUCAUCAAUGAUUAAGCUUUCUCAAGCCUCAAAUCAGGCUGAAGCAGAAGAAAAAUUAAAACAGCUAAAGCCAAGGAUAGAAGAGGUAAUUAAUGAUAUUUAUUGACGAUUCACAGAAUCUACUGUGUAUGAAGAUCAUUUGGAAGAAAUGCAUAAUUUAAUAGACACACUAACUCCCUCUCCCCACUUCAUAUUGGAACGAAAAUCAGUUCCAAUUUAAAGGGGGGUAAUUUAUUCUUUUGAAAAACAAUUAUAUUAAAUUUUUUUCUAUAAAGAAAUUUUAUCAAAAUAAAAAAUUAAAAUAGUAUAAAUUGAACACAAUUUUAAAUUAUUUUUAUAUUAUUAUUAUUUCAAAUAAUUAAUCUAUUCAAUGGGAUCUGUUUAAAUAAAUUUUAAAUGCAUUUUUAAUUAAAUUAGUAUUUUUAUUUAACCUAUAAAAUGUUCUAUUGAAUAAAAAAUUGUUCCAAUUUAGGGGUAUGAGGGAAUAAGAUUCAAGCUAAGCACCACAAGCAACCCUGAAGGGACUUGGCUCGGGUAUAAGUUGCUAGAAGAAGAAUCCAAAAGGGUUGUUAUAAUGCAAAGGGUUAGAGAAUUAUUCCCGCAGAUUGGAUUAUACAUUUUGGGGAAAGAAUUAUAUUAA